This is a messenger RNA of Kalmanozyma brasiliensis GHG001, 3294 nucleotides long. RefSeq lists its product as uncharacterized. The transcript has a single exon. The coding region runs from base 1 to 3294 and encodes 1097 amino acids. The record is from RefSeq and is a predicted model, not a curated record. NCBI's taxonomy places the organism in Eukaryota, Fungi, Basidiomycota, Ustilaginomycetes, Ustilaginales.
AUGAAGGCUGUCGCUACGCAUCCUUCCAGUGGGAAUACUUUCGCAGCAUACGUGUCCAAUCUGUUUGGCGGCGGUCGCCGACCCGAAAAGCAGGAAGGUGUCAUGGAAGGCGCAAUGUCAAGCAACCAGACACGUUCUCUUCGACGGGAGCAGGAACCCGAAGAGGUGCCAGAAUUGGUGGCAGCUAGCUCAGUAUCCGAAGAUCACCACACCCCGGAAUCUCCUGCGAUGCAGACCGAAUUUCGCACCGACCUCUCCUAUCAGCUUUCGCACGCACGUUCCGAUCUCAGCAAAGGUGGUGACAUGCCGCCGGCCCCACGUCAAGGAGCAGUCGACGACAUCGCGUACGAGACAGCUCGUGCCUCGUUCGUUGACCAAAAUGAACCUCCGGCAGACGCCGCCUCACCAGCGUCUUCCUCGGCCGACGCGCCAGGCUCCGACUAUGAGUCUGAUGGCCAAAACGAUGCCUCGAUGGGGAUUGCCAUGCAGCCAGACACGCAGGAAAGACUAGCGGUGUUGGCGACUCCCCCAUUGCAACCCGUCGACGGACAUAUGAACGGCAGCGACGGAGCACACAUCGAUGAGCAACAAGCGGAAAAUCUCGUUCCUCGGGCUGACGAGGCGAAGAACGAGCCCAUUCGAGGGCGAACUCCGACAGCUGCUGCACACGACGGCGACGACCGAGAGUCUCUGAAUCGUGAUGCGAGUCACGGGAGGGGAGACACAGGCAUGAGCCUGAUGAUGGACUCGCUUCUCAAUACAGUCGAACACGAGGCUGCUGUUACAGUACAGCCGGCCCCCGACCACGAGACGGCGCAAGACGAUGGCGACCUGUCGACCCCUCCACCGCCCGAGCUUGCGACUGUGGACGACACCAUUGCCCAGGCUUCCGAGUCAGCCAAUCCUCUGAUUCGCACAGCAGAAGUCGACGAUGCUGCUUCAGAUACCGCCAAACGCCAGAAACUGGACGACUCCGAGAGCCUCACCCCUGACUCUGCUGCGGACGCUGAUGUCGACGCAGGCACAGUCGGAUCCGAUCCCAAGCAGCCAGUCAAGAAGCAAGCCAGAGCUCCUGCAAAGCCGAAGGCUCCUACGAAGGCGAAAGCACCCUCAAAGCAGAAGGCACCCCCCAAGCCCAAAGCGCCUCCGAAGCCGAAAAAAGAGCCGAAGGCAAAAGGGAAGAAGGCAGCAGCGCAGCAGAAUGAGCCACAGGAAGCCGUCGGGACGGGAAGCGGCCAAGAUCAGAACGACAGCCCUGUCGCGGAUGCGCAAGAAGGUAGCAGCACCGACUCUGAUGCGGCCCCAACUUCCGCCGUAGCUCCUCUCGAACAAAACGAAGCCGUCAAACCGAAGAAGGCCCGCAAGGCUCCUGCUCGAAGUCGAAAGCAGCCGGCCGCCACUGACGUCCAAGCCAACAGCCAUCUUGAAGACAGUGCGGGUGCUGAUACGAUCGAAGCUCCUGCCGAGGAUGAACCUGUGUCGCAGCCGAAGAAGACUCGGAAGACCCCAGUCCGAACGCGCAAGCAGCCAGCAAGUGCUGCCGUGGCUGAGCCAGAAGGCUUGCAGGAGCUGCAGCAGCCGGCGAUCGAGCCUGCCACCAUCAUUGCCGCCCCGAUUGAGGCGCUCCUGUCGCACCAAGUGAGCGUGCCCGAGACAUCCCCACCACAUGACGAUACAAAGCCUGUCGAACCAACGGGAAAGGCCAAAGGGAAGGUCACGCGGAAACCUCCGAGCAAAGCGAAUGAUCAAGUCCAAGCUCAAGCCGAUAAAGCAGCCGAUCCGGCCGCGGUCGAGCCAACAGUCGACCUCGGUACACCUCCAGCACCAAUUGCUGCGUCGCGAAAGAAGGCGGCGCCGAAGCGAGCUCCAGCAAAGAACGCCAAAGGCCGACUUGCGCAACUUCGACUUGCUCAGACGGAUGGCGCAGUCUCAGAGCUGGACCUCGACGCCUUCCAGAAAUCGCCAAGCAUCCUCAAUUUGCCCGCUCCCGUCGCACCCGUGCGAAACCAGGAGGCAUGGUCGCACGCUGGACCUUAUCAAGCGACUGCGCAGGCAGUGCAAGGUGGGAUUGCGCUACAGCAAGCACCACAACAGGGAGAGAUGUGUUCCGCUGCGGAGCUACAGCCAAGCCAAGCUCCUCCCGCGCCUGUUCCAGCUCCCUAUGACAGCAACCACGCGGCUUCGAACAUCUUCACCUCCAUGGCUCCGCCCUACUAUCCAGCACAAGCAUGCUGGCCGGCGCGAGGCGAGAUUGUGCAACAGCAGAAUCGCGGACUGAGCUCGCUGACGAGCGCCGCAUCGAUCGUUGAGGCCGACACGCAUUGGGCUUCGGAAACCUCAGCUGACGUGACCGGCGUCAGUUCUUCGACAGCAUACGAAGCACACUAUGACGUGACGAGCCCUGCCACUGUGGCACACACUGCCGGCAGCGUGGCAGGCGAUGAUAUGCCUGAAACAGCAGGCGCUUCGCACCAAGGCCCGUACCACAACGACCCCAGCGUCUUUCCACCCGGAUGGCAGGCUCCCAUCUUCCAGGUGAUCGAUCCCGACUAUCUGCUGACAAAACUGCGAGAUCAGACGGUCUGGACGUUCUGGGACUGUUACCUACCUCUAGGCUGUCGAGAUCAGGACAUGGUGAUGAUGUCCAAAGACCGAGUCGCCUUUCCCUGUGCUGCCUGGAACCCGUGUCUGUUCUCCGACAGGCUCAAGGUGGUGAUCGAGCGUCCUGACCCAGCAAUCACUCAGGUCCUCAAGAGGGGCGUCGAGGAGAAUCGCCAGAAGCUUGGAUACAAGCCGUUGCCUUGCGUCUGGAUUGACGAGGAUUGGCGAGCUACGAAUCUGCUGCUCUCCUUCCUGCAUCCGAUUCCGACGAUGCACCUGCCGGAUGUACCCACGUGCCGGCUGGUGCUGGAGCUAGGUCUGCGAUAUGGAGUAGCGAGAGCGGUUACGGCGGCGACGCAGAGGAUGGCCCGGCUGGAGGAGGAGGCCAGAGCGCUAGCGAUGAGGGACAAGGGAAAGGGUCGAGCGAGGGAGGAAGACAUUGCUGCCGAGCUGGCGGAGCGCGGCUGGCAGGGCUCGCAUCAUUCACGAGGCGAUGCGACGAGAGAAGGCCCGAGUCUGAAUGAGCUCAGAGUCGAUGGACGGGCGAGCAGCAGAUACGCCGAGCGAACGAUGACGCGGCGUCCAAAACGUAUUCUCACAUCAACACUCCCGAAAACGCACACAAGGUGCGCACAAACCGCUUCAGCAUCAGUGGCGAAGCAAUCGUUCCUACCCUUUUCAAAAGUCUAUUGA